AUGGGAAUCCAGCAACGCACUUUUCAGAAACUUCCUGCCGUUACAGGCAACCCCGGCAGCACUCCUUCGCAGCCGCCGCAUGGGGGGGCUUCGGGACCCACUCCCGAGCAAGGGGGGGUCAGCACCAACAGCCCCGGUGGGGGGGGCAGCACGCCAAGCCCCGGGGGAAGCAGUUCGCCCGGCGGAACAGGAUCCCCGGGCAGCGGAAGCCCCCCCGCUGGGAAUGGGGGGGGAAGUGGCACCCCCCCAGAAGGAAACGGGGAGGCGAGUGGAAGCCCUCCAGGAGGAAACGGAGGGGCGAAUGGCAGCCCCCCGGAAGAAAACGGGGGGACGAACGGCAGCCCGCCAGGAGGCAAUGGGGGGGUCAAUGGCAGCCCCCAAGGAGGCAAUGGGGGCGUGAAUGGAAGCCCCCCGGAAGGGAACCUGGGGGGAUCUGGCAGCCCACCCGGCGGAAACGGAGGAGCGAUUGGCAGCCCCCCGGGAGGGAUCGGAGGCGCGAUUGGCAGCCCCCCGGGCGGGCACUGGACCCCCCCGAGCGAAACAGGGGGGAGUGGCAGCCCACCAUCGAGUGGAAACGGCGGCGGAAGCCCGCCAGACGGGUCCGGAGGAACAGGAAGCCCGGGAAGCGGAAGCGGAAGCAACAGCCCACCGGAAAGCCCCCCGACCGACGCACCCGGCGCAGGUGGGUCUCCGACGGAGUGGCCAGCGCCCCCUGCUGAUGGGCCCGCCGGCGGUCCUUCCGUUGGCAGCCCUCCGGAUUCCGCUGGCCAGCCGACCGCGUCUCCUGGGAGCGGAACCGGGGCACCAGGCGAAGCCGCAGGCGCUGAAGGCCCGGCCGAAGCCCCGUCAGAAAGUCCGUCAGAAAGUCCGUCAGGUGCCCCGGGGGGGCCGAUCUGCGUCGGCGCUUGCAACCCGGGCGGUGGGGCGGAGAUCAUCGUGACCGGUCAGGCGUUCGACAGUUACCUGCAGUCGUGCACCACGUUUGUGGACGUCAACGGAAACGGAAUCCAAGAUGCCGACGAGCCGAGCGGAAUGACGGACCUCUUCGGGCAGUUCAACUUGUCGACCCCGGUGUACGCCCCCCUGGUUUUGCUAGCGGGGGGGGAGUGCACUGACGCCGCGACCGGGGUGCUUCUACCGGGCAUUCUUUCCGCCCCUCCGGGAGCAACCGUGAUAACCCCAUUAACCACGUUGAUAACCCAACUAGGCACGCGACAGAACAUCGAAGCGGUAGCGGCGGAGCGCAUCUUGGCAGAGGGUCUCGGGCUCAACGUGAGCGCGGCGCUCACGCUGACGUCGACUGACGUCAUCGCGGCCGUGCUCGCGACCCAGGACGGCGCCGCGGCGCGCGUGGUGGUGCAGAACACGCGCGCGCAGAACGUCGCCGCGAUGGCGGCCGCGCUGAUGUCGGCCGGAGGCGACCGCGCGGCGGGCGCGGCCGCGACGUUCGGCUCGUUGGCGGACGCCAUCUGGACGCUGCCGACUCCGGACAGCGGAACGGCUCAAGGGAGCGGCACGAGCGAAGGCGACGAAACGGAUGCACAGCUUGCAACAGAAGCCAACAACGAUACGACCGGGGGAUCGAGCCCGGGAGCCGGCCAGGCCAGCCUGCAGCUUCGGCGGUUGCUGGGGAUGCUCUCUGAGGGUUCCCCCGGGGGUUCGAUUGGCAACUUGGACUCUCGGAGAAGCAUGACCGGGGUUGACGUCACUGUGGAGGACGGGUGUAAAGAGGGCGGUCUCGAAAGGCGGCCUCACUGCUCGCGUCGAGUCGAAGCGGGAACAAGCGGAAUGAACGCAGAGCUUGAAGAGAUGACUGCGUCGCGGCAAGGGUCGGGCCUGGAAGGAGAUUCGAGCAACGGAAGACAGAAUCUUAAAGGUCGGAAAGGAAGAAAGUUACGGCGCUUGUUGCAGGACGAAGCGGAUGCGUCUGAUAAGACAGCGGAUUCGCCUGCCGAUCUGACCGACCCAGUCUUUCUAGAGUCCGCUUUAGAAGGGGCGUACAAACUGUUGUCAAAUACUUCGGUCCGGGGUUUGCAACCGAUGACGUCAACCAACGACAGCACUUUUGGCGCGCCGGCACUAUCGGCCGACGACUUUGCGCUGGCGGCUUCGGCGAUGGGGGUCGCAAACGCCGCCAUGGACGCCCCCCUGGAAGCGUUUCUGCAGCUCAACCUGGCCGGUAAUACCAACCGGUCCGCAGCGAUCGAGUUUCUGAACGAGAUCUGGCGCCGCGCGAAGGUCGCGCAGUCGAACUUCGCGGACGUGCUCGUGCAACUAGGCGCGGGAGAGAUCAACCGCACCGCGGCCGCGGCCGCGCUCUCGCCGGCCGCGUUCGAAAGCCUCGUGGCCAAUACCACGCUCUUGGUAUCUUCCGGGGGGGGCCAAGCGUCGCUUCAGGCGCAGACUGGGGCGCCCCCCCCUCCGGGAGUGAUCGAGUUGCCGGGGAGUGUGGUCGGGGGAAAGCACCGGGCGAAGUCGUGGGUGUGGAUCGUGAUCGGGGUGGCGGUCGGAGUGGGCGGAUUGCUGCUCUGCUGCUGCUGCGGGGGGGUGGCGUACUACUGCUACAGAAGGAAGAAGAACCGCCGAACGGGCCACCGGGGUGCCGACCCCGAGCAAGGCCCGCCCAUCAGCCCCCGUCGCUGGCCGUGGAGUCCCCGCCCGGUGGCUUCCUCCGACCACUCAACACCGCCCACAGAGGAAUCCCCCGACGUGGCCUCCCCGGUAGAAAGUCCCCCGGUUUCGCCCGGGGCAAUUCUCCGGAGCCAUAGCAUAGCCCUUCCCCCGAGCACGCACUUAUUACCGGUGGCCGCCCAAGCGGAAACCGCGCGAGAGGCGCCGCCGGGGGUGGACGAAACGCCGCAGGAGACGGCGUUUUCGACCCCCCGGUCCGGGAUCUCGUCCGAUUCGGACUGA
Klebsormidium nitens is the source of this 2913-nucleotide messenger RNA. NCBI's taxonomy places the organism in Eukaryota, Viridiplantae, Streptophyta, Klebsormidiophyceae, Klebsormidiales, Klebsormidiaceae. The record is from the annotation of a GenBank genome assembly.